GAAUGGAUUGGAUCACCGAACGCAGGAUGCUCUCUACGGUCUUGACAAGACCGUUGCCAUGACUGUUAUGGGCAUGGACGGCGGAAGGAACACGUUUCUGCUGGAAGGUGUACGAAAUCCAGAUGCUGUCGUGAUGUCCCGCAUUCGAAACGCAACAGGCGGUGCCCGACGAUGA
Symbiodinium necroappetens is the source of this 175-nucleotide messenger RNA. NCBI's taxonomy places the organism in Eukaryota, Dinophyceae, Suessiales, Symbiodiniaceae. The record is from the annotation of a GenBank genome assembly.